CAGAGCUGAGAGUCAUUCAGGGUUAAUAAUAUUCCGCCGUGGGGGGGAGCGGGGGAGGACACACAUACACAUACACAUACACACACACACAUACAUAGCCAACCCGGCGACGAGGUUGGGCCUGCGGUGCCUGCCUGCAACCCAGGAAACAUGGAGCUCGAGAAUAUCGUGGCCAACACUGUUCUGUUGAAGGCGAGAGAAGGAGGGGGUGGGAACAGAAAAGGCAAGAGCAAGAAAUGGAAACAGAUGCUUCAGUUCCCUCAUAUAAGCCUGUGUGAGGAGUUACGUCAGACUAUAGAGAAAGACUACAACAGCCUUUGUGAGAGGCAACCAAUCGGCUGCUUUCUAUUCCGUCAGUUCUGUGAUACCAGGCCGGAGUUGAGGCGCUGUGUCAAAUUCUUGGACGCUGUGGUGGAGUAUGAAGUAGCGCCAGAUGAGAAGAGGAAGGAAUGUGGACAGGAACUUCUAGACACGUACCUCAACCCAAAGUCAGAGGACUACAUCCCUGAGGUAACAGAGGAGAUGGUGACUAAGUGUGCAGAACGCUUGCAACAGGAGGCAUGUAAAGAGCUCUUCAUGGAGUGUACCAAACUGAUCCAUGACUACCUGAGCGUGGCCCCCUUCGCAGACUACCUCGAUAGUAUGUACUACAGUCGCUUCUUACAGUGGAAAUGGCUUGAGAGACAGCCAAUCACAAAAAACACAUUCCGUCAGUAUAGGGUUUUGGGAAAGGGAGGCUUUGGUGAGGUCUGUGCAUGCCAGGUGCGGGCCACAGGGAAGAUGUACGCCUGCAAAAAGCUGGAGAAGAAACGCAUCAAAAAGAGGAAAGGAGAAUCCAUGGCACUGAACGAGAAGCAGAUUCUUGAGAAAGUCAACAGUCGGUUUGUUGUGAGUCUGGCGUACGCGUACGAGACGAAAGACGCCCUGUGUUUGGUGCUCACGCUGAUGAACGGAGGGGACCUGAAGUUUCAUAUCUACCACAUGGGAGACGCAGGUUUUGAUGAGAAGAGAGCCGUGUUUUAUGCUGCUGAGAUCUGCUGCGGGUUAGAGGACCUCCAUCGGGAGAGGAUAGUAUACAGGGAUUUGAAGCCAGAAAAUAUACUAUUGGACGAUCAUGGUCAUAUACGUAUAUCAGACCUGGGCCUGGCUGUGCAUGUACCAGAUGGUCAGACAAUCAAAGGCCGGGUGGGAACUGUGGGAUACAUGGCCCCUGAGGUGGUGAAGAACGAGCGUUACACAUUCAGUCCAGACUGGUGGGCUCUCGGCUGUCUCCUCUACGAGAUGAUCGAGGGUCAGUCACCCUUUCAGCAGCGCAAGAAAAAAAUCAAGCGAGAGGAAGUGGAGCGGCUAGUCAAAGAGGUGGAGGAAGAAUAUUCCAGCAAGUUCUCAGAGGAUGCCAAAUCACUCUGUAAAAUGCUGCUAGUCAAAGACCCUUGUGAGAGGCUUGGCUGUCAGGGGGGCGGAGCCUCAGAGGUGAAGGCCUACCCUAUUUUCCGUUCCAUCAACUUCAAGCGGCUUGCAGCAGGCAUGCUCGAAGCGCCCUUUACUCCAGAUCCUCAGGCCAUCUACUGUAAGGAUGUUUUGGACAUCGAGCAGUUCUCCACAGUGAAGGGGGUGGAGCUGGAACCCAAAGACGACUCCUUUUACUGCAAAGUAUCCACUGGAAGUAUUCCCAUCCCCUGGCAAAAUGAGAUGAUCGAGACGGAGUGCUUUAAAGAACUCAACAUCUUGAACUUGGAUGGCACUGUGCCCCCUGACCUGGACUGGAGAGGUCAACCCUCGCCCCCACCCAAACAGGGCUUACUGCAGAGACUCUUCGGCCGGCAGGACUGCUGUGGAAACUGCAGCGACAGUGAGGAGGAGCCUACGCGGCUGUGAAGGCGUGGCCUGCCUAGGGCUCCUCCCCCUACACCACUGAGGAUCUCAUUUGUUUACAGUUUUUGCACAUUUGUAUUUUUAAGAUAGCUCUAUAUAAACAUUGGAAUGUAUAUUUUCACUA
Messenger RNA from Rhinichthys klamathensis goyatoka, 1999 nucleotides. RefSeq names its product G protein-coupled receptor kinase 6 (gene grk6). Bases 151 to 1878 code for a protein of 575 amino acids. The transcript has 16 exons. Gene Ontology annotation, molecular function: ATP binding; G protein-coupled receptor kinase activity. The record is from RefSeq and is a predicted model, not a curated record. Gene Ontology annotation, cellular component: plasma membrane; cytoplasm. Gene Ontology annotation, biological process: signal transduction; regulation of signal transduction; protein phosphorylation. Lineage: Eukaryota; Metazoa; Chordata; Actinopteri; Cypriniformes; Leuciscidae.